Saccostrea cuccullata (small rock oyster) is the source of this 1242-nucleotide messenger RNA. RefSeq lists its product as uncharacterized. Gene Ontology annotation, molecular function: protein binding. Bases 26 to 715 code for a protein of 229 amino acids. Lineage: Eukaryota; Metazoa; Mollusca; Bivalvia; Ostreida; Ostreidae. The transcript has 3 exons. The record is from RefSeq and is a predicted model, not a curated record.
AAUCUUUAUUUUACUGCAAGUCGUCAUGAAGAGUAUAUGGUUGUUAAUAUUUUCUAUGUUUGGACUGCAACAUGUAGCUUGCAUGUCAAAUGGUUCUAUCAGUGACCUGCAAGAAGAAAUGGCUUCGAUGAAAGACAUUAUCCAGAAUCAGUCAGAAGAGACCAAACAACAACUGAGUGCUCUUCAACAGCAGCUUUCAUUGUUAGAAAAGGAAAACAGUAGAAAAAAUAAAGAGCUCGAUGCACUACAAAGGAACCUCAGAGACGUUUGUAAAGAAUUAGAGUCAAUAGAUAAACGUCGAAUGAGAAGUUCAACAGUCACGGUUGCCUUCCAUUCCUGCAUUUCACAUGAUGUCAAUUAUCUGGGAAGAAAGCAAACCAUCGUCUUUGAUAGAGUCAUCACAGACACACACAGUAGAUAUGCUAGAAACUCUGGCACCUACAGAAUACCCAGAACUGGAUAUUAUGUUCUAACUUGGGUCACACCAGUUGUCGGCAACAUUCCCAUGGAGCUAAUUGUGAACGGGGAACAAAGAGGGCGCACUGAUCCUUCAAACACUGGGAAUGGUGCUUCCCAUAGCACGACAGGAAUAGCAGUUUUGUCCUUGUAUGAAAACGACGAUAUAUAUAUUCGUACACAUCCAGGCACCAGUCCCACUGGUGUACUGGUCAGCAAUACAUGGCAAGAUGCCUGCUUUUCAGUUUGGAGUAUUUAAUAACCGUGAAUGAAAAAAAAAGUUUAUUCCAUGUUAAAAAAAAAUGUUAUUUUUGUACUGUCGAUUUCUCAACAUAGGUUAAUAAUAAAGCUUUUCACGUGGUCGAUUUCUUUGUAGAAAUCGGUCACAGCGCACUUAAAAAAGACUAGGAGUUGAAAGAAAAUCCUUUGAAGGCAUGUUUUUUUUAACAUUUCUUAUGUAAUAUUAGUCCUACGUACAAUUAUAUAUAACUUGACACACAAGUAGACUACACUAGGAUACAUAAUUCUGUGUAUCGGUUUUUGAUUUUGAUGAAUAGUGGUGCCGUGGUUACUAAAAAUAGAAAUUUCUGUGAAAUACUUUCAAAAUGCUACUCCAAAUACAGUACGAGUCUGAUUAUAAUAAAAUUUGGCAUGCAAGCAGACUAUACUGAGAUGUAUAAUUAUCAGUUUUGUGUUUUUGAUUUUGAUGAUUUAUGCUGCCAUAGUAAUUUAAAUGUAAAAUUCUGUAAAAUUUUAUUAAAAGCUACUCCUACAGUUGUAGUCUUA